AUGGGUGACACUACUGGUUUUGCUUCCCGUUUCCCAGGAAACCUCGACCCAAGAGCUCAAGAAUUCAUUCCAACCACCCAUCAUCAUUUACCACCUUUACUCUUUCCGCAUCUUUACGUUCCUUACGCUUCUCCACCGCCUUACCACCAGUUCUCUCCUCCUCCUCCUCCACCGCCGGCGUUCGUUAGCAGUGACCACCCCUCUCUAUUAAGUCCUCCUGGCAGUACCUCUUUGCCACCUUCUUGUAACAUGCCGUCACGGGCCUUACUCUUGAGCAUGGUCCCCGCUGACGUCAGCGAGUCGACGGUGAGGAGAGAGCUGGAGGUGUUUGGUGACGUCAGGGCAGUUCAGAUGGAGCGAGUUCGAGACGGGAUCGUCACGGUUCAUUUCUACGACUUGAGGCAAGCGCAGGAGGCGUUGGCGGCAAUUCAAGAGCAGCACAUGCAGCAGCAGUUCAGAUUGAGGAGGCAUUACGAUGCCGUCUUUGCGCAGAAUUCCGUGGGUCUUAAUUUACUGCCUCCUCCUUCACAGCUUCUGCUGCCGCCGUUGCCGCCGCCAGCACGAGGGCUCAUAGCCGGGAGGGCUGUCUGGGCUCAAUAUACAGUCCCCGUGGCUUCUACGCUUCCGGAUGGGAAUAACCAAGGGACUCUUGUGAUAUUCAAUUUGGAGCCCGAGGUCACCCCAACUUACCUCAAGCAAAUUUUUGAAGCCUUUGGGCCUGUUAAGGAAUUGAGAGAGACACCAAUGAAGAGGCAUCAAAGGUUUGUGGAGUUUCACGAUACUAGAGAUGCAGCCAAGGCCUUGUCGGAAAUGAACGGGAAGGAAAUUCAAGGUAGGCAAGUUGUGAUUGAAUUUAGCAGGCCUGGUGGUCAUAGCAAGAAAAGUUCAUCAUCAAGAGCCAGCCGAGGCAAUACUAUGGCCACUUUCAGCGGACUUGAAUAUUCUUUGACAAAUUAUCAAGCAAGGCCUUCACGUAACUUGCCACCAUCUCCACCACCUCCCAUGUCUCGUAAAAUACCUGGUCGGCCGCUUUGUAAAUCUCAUGACAUGAAAGCGGCGAGUUAUUAUUCCAAGGGAAACCCUAAUGGAAAUGGUGAUAACCGGAGCUCUAGUUCGAGUAAUGCCUCGGUUCAAAAUUCAAUGGCUUCUCUGAGACUUGUUGGCCAAAAUGGAAGUCGAAAUGUAGGAGUACAGGAAGAAUCAUGGAACUUUAGGCCUUCGAGUUCAAAGAAGAAUUGCAAGAAGAGAGGAGGAAAUUGUACAAAUAUUGCAAGUGGUAGUAGUGGGACGGCUACUAGUAGUAGUACUUCCAAGCAUCAACAACAACAGACCAAGGGUAGUCGACCCUGGAAAGGUUCAUCUAGACAGUCAAAGGAAUACGAUCCGCGUUUCUUGAUAAACGAAGAUGCGAUUAUAGAAUCAAAUUGCCCAGAUUCCAGAACCACUGUCAUGAUUAAAAACAUUCCCAACAAGUACAGUCAGAAGCUACUGCUGAACAUGCUAGACAACCACUGCAUCCACUGCAACGAGCAGAUUGACGACGGCGAUGAUCAGCCCUUGUCUUCCUACGACUUUGUCUACCUUCCUAUUGAUUUCAUAAACAAGUGCAAUGUGGGAUACGGCUUCGUGAACAUGACCUCCCCAGAGGCAACCUUGAGACUAUACAAGGCAUUCCACCGUCAAAGCUGGGAAGUCUUCAACUCCCGCAAAAUUUGUGAAGUUACCUAUGCCAGAUUACAGGGAGUGGAAGCGUUGAAAGAGCAUUUCAAGAACUCAAAGUUCCCAUGUGAUGUGGACGAGUACAUGCCAGUAGUGUUCUCACCGUCACGAGACGGGCGGAGAUUGACGGAGCCGGUCCCGAUAACCGGCCAUUCCACCGCGUCUACCCCUCCUCUUCUUCUAUCUUCUUCUCCAGCAGCAAGUUCCAAGGAAGACUACCAUUCGGAAGAUUACGACGAGAUAGACGGUGGAGAUUCGCAGGUCAAUGGAGUAAAUGGCGAUGUUAUUAAUGAUGAUGUUGACGGGAAUGAUGAGGAUCAAGAAAUGUACAGCUGCGGUGGCAAAAGCAGUACUAGUAGGAAUAGGUGUAGCAGCAGCAGCAGCUCAAACGGCGGCGAUAGUGGAGAUCCGUGUGAUGAUGGCGAUGACGUUUACGGUGGAAGACAAAAACAGUAGAAGCGG
Coffea eugenioides is the source of this 2181-nucleotide messenger RNA. Its product is annotated as protein terminal ear1 homolog. Gene Ontology annotation, molecular function: RNA binding. The transcript has 5 exons. NCBI's taxonomy places the organism in Eukaryota, Viridiplantae, Streptophyta, Magnoliopsida, Gentianales, Rubiaceae. The record is from RefSeq and is a predicted model, not a curated record. The coding region runs from base 1 to 2175 and encodes 724 amino acids.